Microtus ochrogaster (prairie vole) is the source of this 1119-nucleotide messenger RNA. It is a transcript of the gene Izumo3, whose product is annotated as IZUMO family member 3. The record is from RefSeq and is a predicted model, not a curated record. NCBI's taxonomy places the organism in Eukaryota, Metazoa, Chordata, Mammalia, Rodentia, Cricetidae.
AGGAGGGAAAGGUGUACUCAGAAUAUCCAAGACAAAGAUCUCAUUCCUGGAUUUUUGAAGAAAAAGGAACUAAGUGAACCAGUUGCCAGGACGACUUGUGUUGUGGAGAAGGGUUGGGACGAGGAAAUGGGUGACCUAUGGGUACUUCUGUUUUUGUCUCUGUCUCUGGCAGCCUUUCGUGGGGUCAAAGGCUGUUUGGAAUGUGAUCCCAAGUUCAUAGAGGAUAUUAGUACCUUGUUGGGAAAUCUGGUACCUGUAGAAGUUCCUGGGAGAACUCAACUGCUUGACAGGCAGCAUAAGGAGAUAACCCACUUAAGCUCCAAGGUCUCCCACAAGGAUAAGACGCUUCGGUUGUUGGCCGUUCGAAAUGUUGUCAAAUUGAGAGAAUGGCUGAAGCAAGAAUUUUAUAGACUGGGCAAUGAAACAUGGAAAGGUGUCUUUAUCAUUCAAGGCAAGCUUCUUGAGGUCCGCCAAAACCUGGAAUCCCAACUGAAAGAAACACUAGAGAACUUCUCCGAAGUUGCUUGUUCAGAAGAUUGCGUUGUAACUGAAGGUCCUGUCCUUGACUGUUGGACCUGUCUUCGCAUGACUAUCCGGUGUUUCAGAGGAGACUAUUGUAAAGAUGAGAAUCCAAGGAAGGCUGAAAAUCGAGAGAUUGCUCUGUAUCUGAUAUUGAUAGCAGAAGCUGUACUAUUGACAAGUGCUGUGUUACUAUUCCAUUUUUGUAUCUCACAUCAGAGGAGAAUGAAGGUAGUCCGAAGGACGCUGAAGACAUAUUUGGAGAAUAAAAUUGAAGACUUAUUGGGGAUGGUAGAUACAGAUGGUGACAAAAACGAUUUGGAGACCCAGACUUCAAAUUCACAGACAGGAGAGCCAUUAAGUGCUGAAUCAGAGUUGCAAUGUGGAACUUGAGUUCCCGCGUGGUCAUAAAAUCACAGCAUCUUAAAACGGGAAUAGAACUUAGGGUUUCUCCAGUAAAUACCCUUACUGACAUCCUGAGGAAACAGAUGACAUGAGAGGGCAAAUGAUGUACCCUGAGUUGGACAGAAAGUAAACUAGUAUGUUGCAAUACACACAAGAACAAUAUGCCGUGUGAUAAUAAAAGUGCAUUGUUAGUCA